AUGGCUUGUUUGGAUGUGGAUAUCAAAAUAAUGCUGAACGUAUCUGCUGGCCGAGAUGUCUUGGGCCGGUUGGCUGCAGUAGUUGCGGGUGAUUUUGCAGUAAGCGCAAAGCCGGGAUGCGUGUUUGGCUGCUCUACUGCUCCAGCUUGGUGA
This is a messenger RNA of Sclerotinia sclerotiorum 1980 UF-70, 153 nucleotides long. RefSeq lists its product with no specific name. Lineage: Eukaryota; Fungi; Ascomycota; Leotiomycetes; Helotiales; Sclerotiniaceae. The record is from RefSeq and is a predicted model, not a curated record. Bases 1 to 153 code for a protein of 50 amino acids. The transcript is spliced from 2 exons.